AUGGUCGGUAGAAAUACGACGAACAAAAAUGCACCGUCGUAUUUAUUCGAUGCCUCACAAGAGCAGUAUCUGACUCCACCUCUACAACCACUACCAAAUACGUCUCCAACUCCAACACGUGUAAAUGUUGGUGAGAUGAGCACUCCGUUGGGCAAUUUAAGUGAGCGAAUGACGAGUGCUUUGGAUCAGACACAAGUGGAUGCACUCAUAAAGCGUUAUUUGGACAAUGGUCAGUUCAAAACAGCAAUGUUUUGGGCCGAUAAACGUCUCGUGUUAAGUCGAAAGAAAGAUCGACCGUUAUCGUUGGUUGAUGUUGCUGAGUUCAUCAAGAAAGGUUUUAAUUUUCCAACAGAACCGGUGGUACCGUUUAUGGCGUAUCUGUAUAAAACGAAAUCAUUCCUUCCGAGUGAGGAAGAAUCUCGAAUUUUGGAUAAAAUGUCUUCUGAUCUAAAGUUGGAGGCAGCGUUGUUGAUUUUGUUGGGGAAAACGUAUUUGAUGACACAAAAUCGACAGUCAGCGCGUUUGUGUUUACAAAGUGCUUUAAAGAAGGAUUGUUGUGCUGUUGAGGCGAUGGAAAUUAUUCACAAAUACGACUUGUUACCAAAACGGAAUUUUGAUGAAAUUAUCGAUAGGUUUCCAUAUGGGGAAUGUGGUAUUCCGAAUGCAUUGGUGCACUUCCCCAUUAUGGACGGUCGAAAGGAGAUAAAAAAU
Messenger RNA from Anisakis simplex (herring worm), 711 nucleotides. The record is from the annotation of a GenBank genome assembly. NCBI's taxonomy places the organism in Eukaryota, Metazoa, Nematoda, Chromadorea, Rhabditida, Anisakidae.